Molecule: messenger RNA, 1683 nt
Organism: Erinaceus europaeus (western European hedgehog)
Lineage: Eukaryota; Metazoa; Chordata; Mammalia; Eulipotyphla; Erinaceidae
Gene: SMPD2
Product: sphingomyelin phosphodiesterase 2
Exons: 10
Coding region: 396-1667 (423 amino acids)
Cellular component (GO): cytoplasm
Molecular function (GO): sphingomyelin phosphodiesterase activity
Source: RefSeq, a predicted model, not a curated record
GGCUCGGCUUAAAAACCGUCCCAGCGCUGCUGAUCGCCCCAGACCAGCUUCGGGAGAACAAGAAGCGAGGAGCUCCGGGCACCGCUGGCCGCCCACCCGGAACCCCCCCACCCCCCGCGCGCGGCCCUGGCCUCCCAUCAGCGCCGUGAUUCCGCAGCUGAUCGCCUUUUUCCGGGGCUCGGCGGGCGGCGGGUUUUGGAGCCUGCAGGCCGGUUGCCGGGGAAACGCGCGAGCGGGUCCGGGACCUCGCGCCCCCGCGCCCCCUUUGGUCCCCGCUCCACCUUCCGGAAGGUGCGGGACCCGGCCGCCGCCACCUGUGAGCAGCAGCCCCGGCAGGAGGCGCCUGCCGCCCGCCCCGCGACCGCGCAGGGUCCCGUCCCGAGGGCGGCUCCACCAUGAAGCCUAACUUCUCCCUGCGGCUGAGGGUCUUUAACCUCAACUGCUGGGACAUUCCCUACGUGAGCAAGCACCGCGCCGACCGCGUGAAGCGCCUGGGAGACUUUCUGAACAUGGAGAGUUUCGACCUGGCCCUGCUGGAGGAGGUGUGGAGUGAGCAGGACUUCCAGUACCUGAGCCAGAAGCUGCUGCCCACCUACCCGGCUGCACACUACUUCAGGAGCGGCAUCAUUGGCAGUGGCCUCUGUGUCUUCUCCAAACACCCAAUCCAGGAGUUUGCCCAGCACAUCUACACCCUCAAUGGCUACCCUUACAUGAUCCACCAUGGUGACUGGUUCUGCGGGAAAGCCGUGGGACUGCUGGUGCUGCAUCUGAGCGGGCUGGUGCUCAAUGCCUACGUGACCCAUCUCCAUGCCGAGUACAGUCGACAGAAGGACAUCUACCUGGCACACCGUGUGACCCAAGCUUGGGAACUGGCCCAGUUCAUCCACCAUACUUCAAAGAAAGCUGACGUGGUUCUGCUAUGCGGUGACCUCAACUUGCACCCAAAGGACCUGGGCUGCCGCCUGCUGAAGGAGUGGACAGGGUUGCGAGAUGCCUACCUGGAGACCCGAGACUUCAAGGGUGCUGAAGAAGGCUGUACAAUGGUGCCUGAGAACUGCUACGUCAACCAGCAGGAGCUGGAGCCGUUUCCCUUGGGCAUCCGCAUCGACUAUGUGCUCUACAAGGCAGUCCCUGGGUUCUACAUCUCCUGCAAGACUCUGAGAACCACUACGGGCCACGACCCUCACAGUGGCAGCCCCCUCUCUGAUCACGAGGCCCUGAUGGCGACGCUGUGUGUGAGACACAGCCCUCCCCAGCACACCGCCAGUCCCCCCUGUGGACCCACGGAGUGCUCACCACUGACGAGUGUGCUCAGGGAGGCCUGGGCGGAGCUGGACCUGGGCAUGACCCACGCUCACUGGUGGGCCAACCUCGCUGGCUACGUGGUUGGCCUAGGGCUGCUUCUCCUGGCGCUGCUGUGUGCCCUGGUGGCUGGAGGAGAAUUCAGGGAAGUCGCCAUACUGCUCUGGACCCCCAGCGUCGGACUGAUCCUGGGGGCAGGUGCAGUCUACCUCUUCCAUCUGAAGGAAGUCAAGGCCUUAUGCAGGGCACAGGCUGAGCUCCAGCAUGUGCUGAGAAGGGCAAGGGAGGCCCAGGACCCGGGUCCAGAGUCUCAGCCAUCCCUGUUCCUGGGGCAGCAGGAGGGGGACAGGGUUGAGGAACAAUAAAACACACUUUUAUGGC